UCUUCCAGUGGAGUCUGACAGGAAUGAGGUCAGACACACUGAUCCUCGUUGCACAUUAUUGUUAUUAUUAUUACCCGUUUUUUUUAUUCAGCCAAUGGGAGCCCGAGUGGGAGUGGCUUCGUUGAAAAAUCAGGAUGGAGACAGACGCUGAUUGGCUGUCGCGUCUUGGAUGAGGCGAUAAAAGGGCGAAGUUCUGCUCGUUGUGUUUACAGUAAUAUUACAGAGCGCAAAGGAAACAGGGGAGACUAUGAGAAAACGCAGCUGCUUCAUUCAGCCACAUGGUUCCUCCACCGCACAGACAAGCUGCGCUGCAGACAGCCUGGUUCACUUAAAGGACUUGCUCUGCUGUUUCCCACCACGGCGCGUUUCCACUCCUGCAGGGCGAGUUUUUAGCCGCACGGGCAGUUGAAAGUUGCUGUUUUAAAAGAGCUGGGAUUUUUUUUUGCUCUCUUUUUCUUUUGCUCCUGUGAAUGAACAGUUGUGAGAUCAAGUGUCUACAGGGCGGACUGAACUGAUCUGAACUGAACAGAGACAACGAGAGACUUAGGUGAACUUUGUUUUACACAUCUCUGUCUGUCAGAGAUAAAGAGGAGUUUCUAUUUCCACUUGAAGUUUGUGAAAGCCAGCACUCGGCAGAGGAGGAGAGCAUGGUGCAGCACAUGAGCCAGGCAGAGAGCGCGCACGCUCACUCCCCCGGCGGGGACUCCACGGACACGGGAGAGAUGGACCUGGAGAUGGAUGCGUCUCCGACCCCCGCGUCUCCCUCAUCCGGGGGGCGCAGCGACUUGGCGUGGUGCAAGACUCCGACAGGGCACAUCAAGAGACCCAUGAACGCGUUCAUGGUGUGGUCACAGAUCGAGAGGAGGAAGAUCAUGGAGCAGUCGCCGGACAUGCACAACGCGGAGAUCUCCAAGAGACUGGGGAAGCGCUGGAAGCUGCUCAAAGACACGGACAAGAUCCCGUUCAUCCGCGAGGCGGAGCGGCUCAGACUCAAACACAUGGCAGACUACCCUGACUACAAGUACCGGCCCAGGAAGAAGGUGAAAUCAGGGAGCGGAGCGAGUAAGCAGGCGGAGCGCGGGGAGAAGAGCGGGGAGCGCAGCGCCAAAGCCGGCGUGAAAAGAAGCCCCGCGUCCAAAGGAGUGAGCAGGACACACAGGCAGGGGAGUUUGAAGAGCGCCGCGGGACUGCAGGACUACGCGUCUCCCGGUGACCACCAGGCGCUCUUCAAAUCCAGACCAGUGUCUGGGGCAAGGCAGAUCCCGGAGAAGCGCGCGGGAGAGGCGAGGCGCAGCCACUUGUUCGGCGGGGCAGGCAGCCUGGAGAGCGGGCCUCCCUCAGUCGGAGUUCCGGCCAGUCCCACACUGAGCAGCUCGGCAGAGUCCAGUGACCCGCUCAGUCUGUACGAGGAGCAGAGUCCCGCGACCAGCGAGUCCUCAACACACACCGCGCGCCUCAGGUACACACGCGCCUCCUCCCCGACACCAUCAGCCUCCCACUCUUCCUCGUCUGUGUCAUCAUCAUCAUCAUCAUCGGAUGAAGAGUUUGAAGACGAGCGGGUCGACCCGAACCCGAGUCCCGGCUUUGAGAGCAUGUCCCUGGGUGGCAUGGGCUUCUCCGACACGGAGCUCGACCGAGACUUGGACUGGAGCUUCGGGGAGUGCGGGGCGGGGUCUCACUUCGACUUCCCCGACUACUGCACGCCGGAGGUGAGCGAGAUGAUCUCAGGAGACUGGCUGGAGUCCACUAUCUCCAACCUGGUGUUCACCUACUGACCUGAACACUGACCACUGUGGAGAGGAACCGCGACUUUCCUCCACGUUUUUGAGCAGUUCACACCCCCCGCAGACAUGCGCGUGAGUCCAGACCUGAAUAUUACCGCCAUUCUUUCACUAAAUAAGGGAGAGUGAAGAAGACAGGGCAGAAAAAAACGGCCUGUGUGCGCGUUGAAGCUGCAGGAACGCGCCGCUCACAGACUUGGACAGAGCGUGGUGCGCCUGUACGGGAGCGCGCAAACGGGGGUGGUGGGAGGAUGCUUAGUUUGCAUCGGGACACAGAGGAGGAGUGAAUGUAAGCAGCGCGAGCAGUGGAACACACGAACUUCAGCUCAACUGUUCAACCUGAUCCACAGAGGAUCCACGAGGACUGAGACUGAACUUUGAAAUCUUCACGUCAUUUCGGGGAAAAUGGACACUUAACUGGAAAGCUCCUCAUGUUAGGUUAUGUUUAAGGUGUAACCAAUUAACAUUGACCAUCAAGUUGCUAUUCAGGUGCAGUUUUUUUAUCCCAGUCUCGAAAUAGUUUCAAUAUCAGCACGCAUGCCCUCCAGAGACGAGGAGGAUUUUGUUGUGGUUUAAUGCGUAAAAAUAUGUCAUUGCUGCGUAAUUACGCAAUUUGUGUGACCAUAGGACACAGUUCACUAUCACCAGCUUCUCUUUCAACGGCAGGACUUUCAGAACAAACAAAAAAAAAAAACAAAGACUGACUCCAACUUUCAGAAAGCCCUUUUCUGAACCUUUUAAAACACUCAGUGCACAAUUCAGGACCAAUGUUUUCCCCCGACGCGCAUCCUUUCUGCCUAGUGCUUCAACUUUGUAGUUCCUCUGUGUCAGAUGACGUUUUUUUAUAUUGAUGUAUUUAUACCGGCCAAACUUUUUUAUACAUAGAAGUAUUGUUCUCGUACAGGUCUCAUUUGUGUUUGUGCACAUACACCUGUCUCUGUAUCCUGCGCGGAAGGGCUAGAAGUGUGUCUUAUUUAAAAAAAAAAACAAACAAACAAACAAAAAACAAUGUCUGACUUCUCUCACUUUUUAGGAGAUUUGAGUGUGUCAUGAUUUUCUACUUGUAUUUUUGUACAAAAUCUAUAGAAAGGGUUUUUUUCCGGCGAGUGGGUAACCUACAACAUUGUUGUUUAGAUCUACAUUGGUGUUUAGAUGUGCAGAGAGGGGGAGGGAGGGAGGGGGGGAGGGGUUUGUUUGGCACAAUCUGACCUCACACAGUGUUUACAGUAUUUACCCACAUGCUUCUUAAUGGCACAGUGACUCCAGUUUCACCAGCCAAGUAAACAAAGCACCACUGAGGCUCCCAGUCUGAGUGGUGACUAUGUUUCCAGUACACAUAGCCCUAAAGAAAACAAGUGAAAGAACCCAGAGAGUCACUGUUUGGAUAGAGCUAAUACCUCUGUGUGCUUUUUUUUAAAAUACAAAAAAAAUCAAGAUAAGUUUUAUUUGAAACCACUGGAUAGAAUUUCACAUUCAUUCCACUUUGCCUAGACUUCGGAGGGAGGGAGACGUAUGAAGUGCUUCAUCUGUUAUUGCGCAAAUUGCAUUAAGAAAAAAAAAAGUAUUUAACCUUUCUGUACCUGUUGGCUAAGUAUAGCAGGCUAAUUGUUUUCCUAUAUUAUGGCAUGGCAAAUAGCAUUUGUAUUUCAGAUUCAGGUAUAUGUAGCUAUAGCUGUUGUGUUUAAGAUUUUUAAAAGAAUAAUAACAUGAAGAUAUUUAUGUAAACUGACUGUACUAUAAGCAAAGAUUGUGUGUUUUAUGUAUGAUGACGAUGAUGAACAACGACAGGCACUAGGACAGCCAUCUUUAGACAUUAUUAUGUUGAAGAUGAUUGAGGUCCAGGACUUUUUCUUUUCUUUUUUUUUCUUUUGUAACGACCCUUUCCUUUUUUUCAUUUGUGCAAUAUGCUGUGUAUGAUCAUGUUUUGUCCAAUCAUGCCAAUAUCAUUUCAUGUUACUUGCUAGAAACCAGCCAAUGUUUGGGUCAAUCACUGCCUCUCAGACCUCUGUACAGAUUGUUGUUUUUUUUGUUUUUUUUUUAUUAUUUGAUUUUCCUUUUCUUCCCGAGAAGGAAAUAAAAUCAGCUGGAACUGAAAAGUACAAAAUGUU
Molecule: messenger RNA, 3889 nt
Organism: Solea solea (common sole)
Lineage: Eukaryota; Metazoa; Chordata; Actinopteri; Pleuronectiformes; Soleidae
Gene: sox4a
Product: SRY-box transcription factor 4a
Exons: 1
Coding region: 648-1775 (375 amino acids)
Biological process (GO): positive regulation of transcription by RNA polymerase II; anatomical structure morphogenesis; cell differentiation
Molecular function (GO): RNA polymerase II cis-regulatory region sequence-specific DNA binding; DNA-binding transcription activator activity, RNA polymerase II-specific
Source: RefSeq, a predicted model, not a curated record